UAUUUGCCACUCCUCAGCGACUACUCGCUCGCUUUGCGCCAUGCCAACAAAUGACAGCAUAAGUCUCAAUCUUGGAAGCACAAUUCAUUAAGACGUGGGUCAGCAUCCUGAAUGGAAGCGCACGGUAACUCUCAGAUGCGCAUGGUAUCCAGAGGGUUGCUGGCGACUUGGAAAUACGACCACUCGACUCGGAACAAGGUUGUCAUUGCAAAAGGCUCUAGAUCUCCAACUCUGGAUCCGAGCAAUAAGUCGAGUGUCGAACUGUUGUUGGAUUCGGUCUCAUGAGAGGUUCAAUACUUGACUUGGAGCUCUCCGCUGUCUCACAGACUCGCGAAUCACAUUCGAUUUCAACUCUCGUGAUUUCUUGUGGUUCCAGUAGUUACAUAAGUAACUCGAUAAUUAACCUUCGAAAAACUGCCGCUGGCCGUUCCGCAUUCGGUCUGAUGCACAGAAAAGCAUGAGCCACCCUUUGAUUCUUUCUUUUAUUCAGAAGGACCGGUAUAAUCUUGGUCGAUUUUGAGCGCAUGCUUUCUCAUUCGAGCUCGAAAUAAGAGUGUUUCUCAUUCUCAGCGCUGUGUGCAUGUCAAUCUUGAUUACGUCACCGGAUCAUCGGAGCUCCAAAUGAUAUCACCCGAAAAACAGGGAGCCACGGCCUUGCCUCACCUCGUCGUCGCCCACAAUCCCGCCACCCCCUCCCUCCCCUCCCUCCCCACUUCUCUCGACGCCCUUCCUCUUCUGGGUCUGAAAGCGAAGAUGUUCAUCCUCCCCGCUCAAGCUCUCCCCUUCGUGGAUAUCUCCCUGCCUACCUCGGCGAGCACCACAUGGCGUGUGGGCGGAUUGAGCUUCAGCCUAAGCUACACUCGGCUCCUGCUCAUCCUCCUCACCAACAUCGUAUUCGUCUCACUCGUUCGCUCCGCCAUACUAUCGCGGAAACGGACACCCAUCGCCGUGGCUGUUAUCGAGAAGGCGGAGCAGGCCGUAGUUUUGCCGGAGGCGAAGCGAGCUGGGUCUGCGCCUGUAAACAUUGGCGAUUCUGUCCCGGCGUCGCCGCGCAAGUGGUCCAGGCUCUUUUCCUUCAAGUCGAUGGCUAUGCCCACUCUCGCUGAGGCGCUCCCGAUAACGCUUAACCCGCCUCCCCCACCCGUUAUGCGGGGUGGCCAUGUCUACCGCGGUGGCCGUGGUGUUGGAUUUGCCUCGCGGAGAUCUGGCUCAGAAGCCUCGCGGUCGCGAGCUGAUGCUUCCAUGACCGCUGUUUACGACUCUGAGACGCCUGUUUCGAUGGCGCAGAUGAUCAUGAGUCGGCAUGUUAGUCCUCCCAUCCACUCUUUCCUUCGUUCGCCGCUUAUCGUCAUGGGCAGACGUAUCGCCGCCCUGCCAGCCCUAGCCCGCGACGACUGGCUCCUUCGUCCCUGAAUGUAUCACGCCAGGCAUCUGUCCCAGACUUGAUGCCUUCGCCCUCGGCAUCCUCCGUCUAAGAGAGCCCCCGCGGGUUGCAUGGGCCUGCAGAGCCCGAGAUGAUGAGCCACGAUGAUGUUGAUGAGAAGAAGAUGACCCCGACGGACGACGACGUUUGCUAUCUAUCGCUAUCUAUUCAGCGUGCGGUCCUUCGACCGUGCCUGCUGAGCUGUUUGUUAUACCCAUUCUACCUGCCCACGACGCACACACUUGCUACCUUUGCGCUCAGCUUUAUACCACCAACCUAACUAACCUCUUACGCUACAACCCGGACUAUAUCUUUUCGCACAGACUCUUAGACGACGUUGGAUCUCGUGUUUCCUGUAACAUAUUUGCUAUUACAUUCGCUUCGUUCGCCACUUGUAGCUGCCAGCUACUUGUCAUAUUUAUUGUGUGCCAUCCGGCUGUCGACCAAGAUGGCAUCCAUGGAAUCAUCAACCCAUUAUUCAGUCGGUGCGAGUUCUACCGCGGUGACGCAGGGCAAUUGGUCGCUAAGCGGAAACAAAUUCGCAAGCCUUGGGGUUAGGACAUCCGGAGACCGAGGACAAGGCAGAGCCGAUCCGGGCACUCGGACACCAGUUUCGACAAUUGCAAGGGCAUCGCCUAGGUGCAGUGGGUAUCCUCCGACGGGAUGAGGCCGCUUGUGGAAUUCGGCAUCGAGAACAGCCGAGUGGCUGGAAAGUCGAUCUCCAGAAUAGUGCACGGCGUCGGUCGAAGCGGGCGGCCUGAGCGAAACAUCGCAGCGGGCCCGAGUAAAUCCUGGCAUCUGUUCUCGCGGAGGGCCCAUUGGUUGUCGAGCUGGCGAGGAUGGGUGACGAUCGUGGAGGAUGCGAUGUGUCCUCGCCGGUGUAUCAACCGUGCUCCAUUCACAUUCCACAUAUUGAACCUCGCCGAGCGCGAGGACGGGUCUAUGCUUGGACUUCUGCUUCAGUUUCUGUGCAGGCUUCUUGCCGAAACGAGUAGUCUUCCCCCACGAGGGGAGGUCCUUUCUGCGCCACUUCGGCGUCGAGUCGAAAGCGGGGAUGAGCUCGGUGCAAUCUGCGGUCAUUGUUUCCUGCGAGGAGCGGGACUCGGGGAUACAAAGGAGGAUUCGAAUGAGAUGACAGAACCCAUUCUCAAGCGUCCGCUUAUAUACCCGCCGUCGACACAAAGCUCUGGUCCAUGCGUGCAGGCCCCAUUCGCCAAACAUUCGAUCCAGGCAUAGCCAGAAGAACCAGGCGGACAGGCCUGUCAGUUUCAGACAUUUUAUGGCAUCCGUCGUUCCGCCUUGUUCUUCGAGUGUCCUUGUCAAGGUUCUUGUUGUCGUUGGGGAUGUCCACGACGUGGGCGUCGUCACCGUGACGGCAGCAGUCCAAUUUGGAGAGACACAGAAAGGUAUCGUUUCUGGCUAGUGGCAGAGCUUCAAAAGCGCAUAAAGAACUGAGUAUCCGAGAUGCCCCGCUUGAACGGCCGAGAGUCACUGUCGACAAAGCUGAGAGUUGCUCGCAGCUGAUAUGAAGCGGAUUGGACGGAUGAUGAUUCGGUACUUGUCACGUGCAACUCAGUUUACGCGCCUACACUAAUUCGGGCCAAGAUUUGCUCCUUGACAAUUUUCGAGAAAAUGAGGCUUCCCAAAGGGAAAAAGAAAUGUAGCGCUCUUAUGGAUGAGAAUCAAGAGUCAAAUCAGUCGUCUCUGAUUAGAUUGUGCAACACCGAAAAUGAAAGAAUUGUUCUUCACAUCUCUUGUUUCUACCCAGUUGAGAGAGAGAUGGCUUCUUGAAUAGAAGGAGACAUGUAAAAAAGCACCUACAUCCUCAUCUUCGGAGUAUCUCUCAAUUUACUCCUACCCAUCUUCUUGAGAAGAAAAUCGUGCU
Messenger RNA from Mycena citricolor, 3308 nucleotides. The record is from the annotation of a GenBank genome assembly. NCBI's taxonomy places the organism in Eukaryota, Fungi, Basidiomycota, Agaricomycetes, Agaricales, Mycenaceae.